GCGAACUCUUGUAAAUGAGGUAUUGCGAAACAGCAAAGUGACUUCGGUACAUAUUUCAGUUUUGGUGAAAGCUUUUUCUCUUGUGGGAGUAUUUGAUUAUGGUUGUGGAGAAGGCUUGCUCCUCUCUUUUCUUAUUCAACCUUACGAAGAUUAUCCGAUUACGCGCCUCGCUGGCGUCGAUAUUAGUCAAGAAAUAAUGGAAAUAGCGGCAAAACGUUGUCAGCCACGUGAUCACGAAAAAGAAUACUUGAGGUUGAGCCCAUUAACCGUGGAUUUAUACCAAGGAAGUAUUGAUGUUGCUGACGAAAGAUUAUUUGGAUUUGAAGCCAUCGUGUGCAUGGAAGUAAUAGAACAUGUCUACCCGCCCGUGUUAGACAAAUUUUUCGAUAUUGUCCUGGGGACCUAUAAGCCAAAAGUUUUAAUUGUGACUACACCUAACGUCGAAUUUAAUGUCUACUUUCCUCAAUUAAAAUAUGGAACACCCGAGGCAACAUUAAGAAUUGAUGAUCACAAGUUUGAAUGGAGUAGGAAGGAGUUUCAGGAAUGGGGAAACGCGGGAUCAUUAAAGUAUAAUUAUUCUGUCGAAUACACGGGAGUCGGAAAGCUAAAAGAUAGUGAUCCGGCAGUGGGUUUUGCCACGCAAAUUGCUAUAUUCCGAGACUUGCAACCAGAAGCAAAACCCAUUAAAACCAAAUUUGGAAGUUACGAACAUGUUGAAAAAAUCAUCUUUCCGUUUUACGAUGAACCCGAUAAGAACAUUGCGGAAAUUCUCGAUGUGAUUCAUUAUUACAUGCAAUAUCUCUGUAACCCAGUAAUAUCGUAUGAUGAAACUAAGCGGAGUCAUUUCAGAAUUGAUGAUCUCUGGAGCAUUCACCAAAUUAGACUACUUUGCAAAAGUAGGGACAGAUUGCGGGAAGUGAUUGGCAGCAGCACCGAAUUUACAUUAAUUAACGAGGAAGAGAUGGUUGCACACAGAGAGUAUAAACUUGAUUCAUCCGAAGAGGACAAAGAUGAGUCAUAUACAAAUAACGAAAUAUUUGAAGAUGAUCCAGGUUGGCCAACUGAUGAAUUUGACUCUAAUGAAAAAUGGAAUGAUGGUUGGGGCGACGAGAACUGUAAUAAUGGUUGGGGCAACGAGAACUGUAAUAAUGGUUGGGGCAACGAGAACUGUAAUAAUGGUUGGGGCGAAGAGAACUGUAAUAAUGGUUGGGGCGAAGAGAACUAUAGUAAUGAAAAAGGUCAGUAUUCUUCCGAGAGUCAUAAGGGAGGUGCAUCUGCUGAAGAACAAACAGGUUGGUGA
Acaulospora morrowiae is the source of this 1300-nucleotide messenger RNA. The record is from the annotation of a GenBank genome assembly. NCBI's taxonomy places the organism in Eukaryota, Fungi, Glomeromycota, Glomeromycetes, Diversisporales, Acaulosporaceae.